AUGAUCAACAAUUGGCUAAGAACAUUGGAUGAUAAAUCGAGCUAUCUGCGGAUCGUUUUCCUCGAAUUUAGUAAAGCCUUCGUCCGCAUAGACCAUAAUAUCCUGGUCCCAAAGUUGCUGGCCCUUGGCGUCAGAUUGUCGCUUAUUCCAUGGAUAUGCAGCUUUCUCUCAAAUCGCCGUCAAUCGGUAAAGAUCGACAAUUUCCAAUCUGAUUGGGGCAUCAAUAAUGCAGGUGUCCCUCAAGGAACUAAAUUGGGCCCUAUUUUGUUCAUAAUUAUGAUCAACGAUCUUGAACUGGCAUCCUCUAGCACUGACCAUUGGAAAUACGUGGAUGACGUAACAGUAUCGGAGUCCUUAAAGAAAAAUGAAGUUUCAGUCCUACAAUCUGAUCUUAACACAAUUGAAAGAUGGACUGUUAAUAACAACAUGAAAUUGAACGGAAAGAAAUGCAAAGAAAUGAUGAGUUUCGUCCGUAGCGAGAAUGACAUCCCACGACUCCUCAUUGAUGGUUUAUCUCUAGACUUAGUUCCUUCUUUCAAAAUUUUGGGCUUAACCAUGAACAAUAAAUUGAAAUGGCAAGAUAACACUGAAGCGUUAGUUAAAAAAGCCUCAAAACGCUUAUACAUUAUUCGUGUCCUACAGCCCUGUGGUCUUCCCCCAAUGACCUCUUAUUAG
Molecule: messenger RNA, 675 nt
Organism: Paramuricea clavata
Lineage: Eukaryota; Metazoa; Cnidaria; Anthozoa; Malacalcyonacea; Plexauridae
Source: the annotation of a GenBank genome assembly